Messenger RNA from Nestor notabilis (Kea), 1272 nucleotides. RefSeq names its product ribosomal L1 domain containing 1 (gene RSL1D1). The transcript is spliced from 8 exons. NCBI's taxonomy places the organism in Eukaryota, Metazoa, Chordata, Aves, Psittaciformes, Psittacidae. The record is from RefSeq and is a predicted model, not a curated record. The annotation marks the transcript as partial.
CUGGCUUUCGCCAGAAGUAAGUCCAAGGGAGGCCCACUGCUCCUCAACGAAAGCGAGAACGUCCAUCUGCUGGUGACGGUCUGGAAGGUCCCGGGGGUGGCACAAGUCAUCCAGAUACCACUGCCCCAUGGCAUUCGCCCCGAAACAGCUGAAGUUUGUCUGUUCACAAAAGAUGAACCAAACUUAUCAGCAGAACAGACUGAAAAUCUGUACAGGAAACUUUUACUCCAGCAUGGGAUCAGAAGCAUUAGCCAGAUCAUCUCAUACAAAACUCUCAAAAAAGAGUAUAAAAUGUUUGAAGCAAAGCGUCGCCUCCUGAACAGAUUUGAUCUCUUUCUGUCUGAUGAGCGAAUUAGAAGGCUCUUGCCCUCACAUCUAGGAAAACACUUUUAUGAAAGGAAAAAGGUACCUUUGUCUGUUAACCUGAAAGCCAAAAACCUUGCAAAGGAACUACAAAAACACAUCCAGGGGACUACACUCCCAGUGACCAACAAAGGGUGCUGUUAUACAGCACGUGUAGGUCACACUGGAAUGAAAGUGGAUGAGAUACUGGAUAAUAUUGUUGCAGCAGCUGAGAUGAUUGCUAAGAAGUUACCAAAGAAUUGGAAAAAUGUAAAAAUUCUUCACCUCAAAACACUCAAAUCAGUUGCACUGCCAAUUUAUACUGCAAAUCUCUCCAACUUGGAUGAGCUUGACAGCCAGCCCUCUCUCAGAAAAAAAGAAGUAAAGAAGGGAAAGAACAAAAAACCGAAGAAGGCAGCUAAAAAACAGAAUUCAAGACAAGUCACUUCGACAACUGAAAUUAAUGCUGCUGCUACCCAGGAACCUGCGGUAAAAGAGAAAGCAGAAGUUGUCCAUGAACCAGGUGAUCAUAAUGAUGAAGAAAUUCCUCAACUAGUGCCUAUGGAAAUAACGAGCUUAGAUGAUCUGAAGGUAAUGGUAAUGGAACAAAGUCCAGAAAAAGGUGACAGAAUGGUCAAGAAAACAAAAAUGCCCCUUGGUAAGAGAAAGAAACAACCUCCAGCUCUGGAGACUCCAAAACAUGAAGCUACAGAAGAGUGUGCAGACUUGCAGACAAAACAGAAAAAAGCCAAGCAGGUCGGCAUGCCAAAGGAAGCAAUAAAAGAAAAAGAGAUGAAAAAGACUCCCAGAAAGCCUGAAUCAAAGUCUUUUGCAACACCCAAAGCUGGCAAAUUGAUCCAAUCAGCCAAGAAGUCUUCAAAACCACCAAAGCAAGCAUCCAAGAAAGGGCGCAGGCUACAGACACAAUGA